This is a messenger RNA of Cucumis sativus (cucumber), 2366 nucleotides long. RefSeq lists its product as uncharacterized. Lineage: Eukaryota; Viridiplantae; Streptophyta; Magnoliopsida; Cucurbitales; Cucurbitaceae. Bases 554 to 2092 code for a protein of 512 amino acids. The record is from RefSeq and is a predicted model, not a curated record. The transcript is spliced from 3 exons.
UUUGAAGUGAUGGAUGAUGGGGCAUUGCUCUCGGCUACCGAGCUCUCUCUGUUUCUGUUCCUCCUUUUUUAACCUUGUAAAUCUCAAGGCUCAUCCCUUCCUUCUCCUUUCGACACGUCUCCCUCUCUCCUUCUCUUCUGUCUUCAUCACUCUAAUAUUUCUACUCUCUAACUUUCACCCAUGCUUCUACAUAUGUGUAUAUAUUUAAUUUAGCUUAACUGUAGUAAUAAAAUGAAUUAUUAUUAGUGGAGGUUGGACUCUUCAUUUCAACUUAAUCUUGGCAGCUGCUACUUCCUACUUAGUGAGGUGAGAGCAAGGAAGAGAGGUUUAUCUUUGUAGAGAAAUACUAGAGUGCUUCAAAUCCUUGGCUUUCUUGGAAGCUCUUUGUCUUUACCCAAGCGACUAAAUUUAAUAUUUAGUAGCAAUAAAAUUGAACAAAUGAAAUGAUGUUUUAACGAUUUUUUCUUCAUAAAGAAGAGUUACAUAUGGAGGAGCUGUAAGAAGUUUUUUAUCCACUUUCUCUCUUUUUCUAAAGCUUUUUCACACAGCAACGAUGGCGUCUCUCACUCCCGGCGUCCUCUCAAAGCUUAUAGAAAAUGCCGGUAACAAGAACUUCAAAGUCACCGGCCAGCACCGGUCUCCUCUUCUCCAAGUCCUCGAGAUCGUCCCUUCACUUCCCGGUGCAGGUGACGACGACCAAAACGACCCCUUUCGAACCAGAGGCUUCUUCUUGAAACUCUCAGAUUCUCUCCAUUCCGCUUACGCUUCCAUUUCCGACGACGAUUUGGAUUUGAUUUACAGCGACAAGAUUCAGUUGGGUCAGUUCGUUCACGUCUCCCGGUUCGACCCGGCCGGUUCCGGUUCACGUGUCCCGGUUCUUCGAGGCUUGAAGCCUGUUUCCAGAAGAAAGCCUUGUGUUGGUAAUCCCACUGAUUUGGUCUCCAGCGAUGCCUUACCGAUUUCACGCGCCGCUGUCUUGCCUAGGAGGAGGUUGAGUUUGGACUCGGCGCGCCGUGGCUGGGAUCGAGGGUUUUCGCCACCUGCCUCCGCCGUCAAGGCUGCCGGUUCGCCGCCAGGUAGGGCCUCUUCCGAGGUUGGGUCGGCCAAGGCUCUGAAGUUUUCGCCGUUGAAAACUAAAGACCAGAGCUCUUUAGUACCGAAGCUGACGAGUACGGUUAAACGGAAAGAUGUGAAGUCGCCGGCGGAAAUCCGACCCGUUCCAGUGGCUGUGGAUUUGAGAAGCGUGUCGGAGAAGAAUAUAGCGUGGAGGUCGCUGCCGUCAACAGUGGCCGUUGCUGGAAAGAAAGCAGUUAGAGGUCGAAAUCUUGCAUUUAUGGCUGCCGUUGAUGCUUUAGAAGAAACAGCAGCUAUUGAAACUCUCCUCCAUUCCAUGCGCUUAUUUGGAGAACUAUGUGAAACUUCAAAGCAAGUUUGUAGUGGUAAAUUGGCAGAUCAAUUUUUACAACUCUAUAAGAGAAUCCAAGAAGCACACUCAACUUUGAAUUCCUUACUCAACAAAAUGCCAUCACCUAAUCCAAACUUACACAACAACUCUAAUGCCAUUUCAUGGAUUCAGGCUGCUAUUGCUACAAAUCUUUCCAGUUUUGAUUUGUUCGAAUCAAAAGAUCACAAGCUCGAAACUCUAUCCCAAAACAAACAACUCUGUAUUGUCAUUGACUAUGCUACGAACAAACUCAAUUUGGAAAACCGUUCACCUAAACUGGUCCCUGCUAAUCGCAAAAGUUGUCCGUCUAAUUCAAGUGCUAAACUUUCACAUUCUUCCAAAAAGGAAGAUUGGUGUAAAAGGAAUGGUUUAAAAGAAGCUGCUGAACUAGCAAACAAACUACUCUUAGUCUCACGUCGAUGGUUCAUGAAGUACUUAGAAGAUUUACUUGGGAAUGAUUUUGGGCUAAGAGUAAAGGAAGAAAGUACUGACAUUGCAUAUCUUCUUAGACAACUUAAAAAAGUGAAUGAAUGGAUGAACGAGUUUAUUGAAAGCAAAGUUGAGAUCGAUGAUAAAAUGGAGCAAUUGAGGAAGAAGUUGUACAAGUUUCUUCUUACCCAUGUCGAUGUUGCCACUCGAUCACGUUAGUAAAGAUACAAGUUGAAAAGGAUCACAUCAAUUCUAGACUUGAGUAACAACUUCAAACGCUAACUUCUUUCAAAGUUUAGAGUAGAAGAUUUAAUCAAAUGUUGACCUUGUUACAUGUUUUCAUUUUCUUGUAAUCAUCUUAGAUUUUUGUUCGUAGUUUUAUUGUUUCAUAUAUCAAAUGUCAUAGAAUUGACUUUCUUAAUACUUUCAAAGUAUCUAAAAAGUCAUUUGAAGCAAGAAAGAGCAAAUUCUAUUUCAUUAUUUGAAGCAGAAA